Messenger RNA from Cucurbita pepo subsp. pepo (vegetable marrow), 2226 nucleotides. RefSeq names its product NAD(H) kinase 1. Gene Ontology annotation, biological process: NAD+ metabolic process; NADP+ biosynthetic process. Lineage: Eukaryota; Viridiplantae; Streptophyta; Magnoliopsida; Cucurbitales; Cucurbitaceae. Gene Ontology annotation, molecular function: NAD+ kinase activity. The record is from RefSeq and is a predicted model, not a curated record.
GCUCGUCUCAAUUGCCACGCGUUCUUCCAUGGCCCAAUCACCUCGCUUCCUCUCUCUCUCUCUCUAGCUUCUGUAAACUUCUUUCCCUCUCUCCCUUAAUGUUCUUCUGGAUCAGGUGGGUGUUCCCUAAAUUCAACUGAAAUUUCACAUUUCAAUCGAAUGCUCCUCCUGCCGCCGCUACCGCCGCCGCCAAUUUCAAGCGGUUGCGGUUGUGGGAGAGCUUAACGAGCGGGUUGGGAUUGGGAUUGGGAUUGGGAUUUAUUCUUCCUUCUUCUUUUCCCUCUGUACGCAUCCAUGUCUCCCGUCAAGUUAAUUUCUUCUGUUCAAUAUUCGUGCCAAGCUCCUGGGAAAUCGUGUCAAGUGUUGAUUAAUUGGGUAUUAUGGAGAAUUUGGAAUCGGUCUGUUUGAUGUGAUAAUGAUAUUGAUGGAUUGAUCGAGUGGGACGAGAUGAUUUUGCAGGAGAAGGAAACUUUUCUAGCACGAUGGCGGAGAACGGUUUUUCGAAUGCAACUUCCCUGUUGAACUCUGAGAAGGCGGUCCAGGAGCUUCUUCAACGGUCGCCAUUAAUGGAGACUGAUGAGCAUCUUAUUGAGUUUUCAGAGGCUUUGAGAACUGUUGCAAAAGCAUUAAGAAGGGCAGCUGAAGGAAAGGCUGCUGCACAAGCUGAGGCGGCUGAAUGGAAGCGCAAAUUUGAACUGGAGAGGACAAGGAAUCUUCAACUUGAACAUAAAGGGCAGCCACCUGCAGAACGCAACGGUUAUGAUAGUAAGAGAUCAAACAAUCUAACCCGGCAAGCCACCGAGCAAUCAGAUUGGUGUUGUGGAUCAAAUGGAAUAUGUUCUCAUGAAGUUCUUCAAGAUGGGGACGUCGAUUCUGUUUCUCAAAAGGGGUCCGGAAAAUAUACUCGAAAGGCACCAUUUGAACUUUCAUGGGGCUGUGAUAGCGAGCAUAGUGAUCGACACAAGCACGAUGUCGUCUCCUUUGAAAAAGGAAACAUAACAACUGCAGAGCGUAGCAGUAGACAGAUCUUUUUGAAGUGGGAAUCUCAACCUCAGACUGUGCUUAUAUUGACAAAACCAAACUCAAUAUCAGUUCGAAUUCUUUGUUUUGAGAUGAUCAGAUGGUUGAGAGAGCAUAAAGGUCUUCACAUUUACGUUGAACCACGUGUCAAAAACGAGCUUCUGACUGAGUCGGACUACUACAAUUUUGUCCAGACAUGGAAAGAUGACGAGGAAAUUAUGCUUCUGCACACGAAAGUUGAUCUUGUGGUUACUCUUGGUGGAGAUGGAACAGUGCUCUGGGCAGCAUCAAUGUUUAAAGGACCAGUUCCUCCACUUGUUCCGUUUUCUUUAGGGUCUCUGGGUUUUAUGACUCCUUUUCACAGUGAGCAUUACAGAGAAUGUUUGGAUUCAGUUCUAAAGGGUCCAAUUAGUAUCACAUUGCGACACCGACUGCAGUGCCAUGUUAUUCGAGAUGCAGCAAGAAACGAAUAUGAAACCGAAGAACCGAUACUCGUGCUGAAUGAGGUUACAAUUGAUCGUGGAAUGUCGUCAUACCUUACGAAUCUGGAAUGUUAUUGUGACCGUUCCUUUGUAACUUGUGUCCAAGGGGAUGGUCUGAUUCUAUCAACUACUUCUGGCAGCACAGCGUACUCAUUGGCUGCUGGAGGAUCAAUGGUUCAUCCUCAGGUUCCCGGCAUUCUAUUUACUCCGAUAUGUCCGCACUCCCUGUCUUUUCGACCCUUGAUAUUUCCCGAAUACGUAACGAUACGUAUACAUGUACCUUUCAAUAGCAGGGGGCAUGCAUGGGCAUCUUUUGAUGGGAAGGGCAGGAAGGAAUUGGGUGCAGGAGAUGCACUUGUAUGCAGCAUGGCACCUUGGCCAGUGCCUACAGCGUGCCAGGUCGACUCGACAAACGACUUCUUGCACAGCAUUCAUGAUGGCCUUCACUGGAAUCUAAGAAAGAAGCAGUCUUCCGAUGGACCUCGAGACACAUGACCGAAUCAGGUAGCUUCUUUAACUCCCCGAUUCUGCCUCGAAAACGAAUAGAUGUAGUAAGGGGAAAAAAGGAGAAAUAAAAUCACUGAAUAACAGUAGUUUUCUUCCGUAGUAUUUAUGGUUUAAGCUCAAGGCUCAAGCUGAUGUGAGCCCAUAUCCUAAUAAGUUGUAUUAUAGAAUUAGUGCUGACAAGUUUUUGAAUAAUAAGGAAUAGCUCAUUUUAAUCUUA